Messenger RNA from Chara braunii, 2652 nucleotides. NCBI's taxonomy places the organism in Eukaryota, Viridiplantae, Streptophyta, Charophyceae, Charales, Characeae. The record is from the annotation of a GenBank genome assembly.
UGAGGAUCAUUCAAAGGAGAUGAGCCCGUCAUCGAAAAUGAAUUUUAUGGAACAUUUGCACUUGCGGUGGAGAGCAGGUGACCAACGCUGUAGUGAAAGGAGCAAAGGGGCUCAGCAUGGGAGACCUUGCCCUGACAGACACUGUGUGUGAGCUUUGAAGCUCUCGUUUGCGAUCAUCUUGAUCAUAGUUGCCGAUCUCCGAGCUUCUGCUGCGAAUGCAUCGAGUUUGCUGCCACCUGAUCCAAUUUUGCAAAUUGGAAAAGCCAAGACUACACACAAGAAUGGACAACACGAUCGACGGGGAGUUGAAGUCGUUUCAUCGGUUCGUCAAGCUGAGCUGAGAGAGGAUCGCCGACUGGAGUUGGCUGAAGUACAUGACAAACUGUCCGGUGAUGACAACGGUGAAGGGAGGAUGGUAGACUCCGGCCAUGCCGCAUCCCAUCUGCUCAGAGAGGGUACGGAGCGCAGAGUUCUAAGGACUCAUACAAGUUAUCUCAGACGCACACGCCCUCUCCGAACUCUGGCUUGGAUAAGUUGGAUUGACCCACCAAACUCAAACUCAUCUGCUCAGGGGAUGAACAAGCUUGCUGUCGGUGUUAUGCAGGCAAUCAACAGUAAGACGAAUUUCAGUGCGAAUGGCAGUGCAAAUGGAAGUACAAAUGUGGUGUUUUCUCCCCUUAGUGUGUUUACAGUGCUAGCUAUGUUGAGUGGGGGUGCGGAGGGCAACACUCUGUCUCAGCUUUUGACAGCACUGAAUGCAUCCGAUGUUUAUCAGCUGAGUGAUGGCGUGGGACGCAUGCUGUUGCGGGCUGCCGAUGAUAGCACUGCAAGCCAAGGUGAAGGGGGCCAGAGAACAAUGCUGUGUGAGUUAGCGAACAAUCUGUGGGUUCAGAAUAGGUUCCCUCUCACGGACCGCUUCGUCAACCUUACAAAUUCAACGUACCAUGCGGUUCCGCAGGUCGUCGACUUUUCUGUCGAUGCAGACGCCAUUCGUCAGACAAUCAAUGCUUGGGUUUCAAAAGUCACACAUGGUAAGAUUUUAGACCUUCUCCCUGUUGGUUCCUUGGGUAGCGUGACACGAGUGGUACUUGCAAAUGCUCUCUAUUUUAAAGCUGUGUGGGCUGACAAGUUCAACCAAUCAUUGAUGGAGCCCGGCCCGUUCAUGCUAUCCAGUCAAACUUCGGUUGAUGUCCCAAUGAUGAAGAUGAAGGAUCUGCAAGGGUCUGUGCACAGCAUGUGAAACAAAGAGGGAUCGGCAGGGAACUUCUCUGUGCUGCGGCUACCAUAUAGAGUGGGGAUGGAGAAUGAAGGGGUGGGUACGUCGGGGUGGGCGAUGUAUAUAUUCCUCCCAGAGAGAGUCGAUGGCCUCGCUGACCUCGUUGCGGAGCUCACUCCUGAGCAGUUGAGCACGUGUCUUUCAAUUAGCUCGAGCAUAGACAGUGAGGUUUGGAUCUCCGAGCUUAGGAUGCCCCGAUUCCGUCUGACGUCAGACACGCUGCUUCUAAGUGAUGCCCUUAAGUCAAUGGGGAUUGUGGAUGCAUUUGACCCAUUGUCUGCAAACUUUACAGCCAUGGCGAACGCCGCUGAAUCACCCUACGUGUUAGAAGUAUACCACAAAGCUUACGUGGAAGUCAACGAGGAAGGCUCAGAGGCAGCGGCUGCAACGGCUGUUGGGCUCUUAGGCGCCGGACCUCCUCCCCAUACCUUUGUCUCGUUCAUCGCCGAUCAUCCAUUUUUGUUCAUCAUUCAAGACCCUUUAGGAAACAUCAUCAUUUUGGGACAGGUCCAGAACCCAACCCUGUAGAACCAAUUGCUCUAAUAUCCGUUUGUGAGAAAUGCGCUGAUCUGGAUUGUGGGUGUGUUUGAUGCGGAAAUUGAUGGAACUUUGAUCCAAUCGCUGCGAACUUUACAGCCAAGUCGACUGCCGCCACCGUGACCACCACCAGCAAAUCGGUGUACGUGUAGCAGUUGCAGCACGAAGCUUAGUAUGUGGAAGUCAACUCAAGUUACUCAACGUGGAGGAGCCAGCCACGGCAACGGUCGUCCCUGGUACUAUGCUUGAUCGGAACAGUUCGCUCUCUUUCAUUGCCGCGAAUUUGCCGGUUAUCUAUUCCGGGACCAGAUUUACGAGGACUCACUGACAGGAAGCGUGACCAUCAAGAGGAAAGCAAAUGACUAGUAGAUAUUUGCAGUCAUAUUCUCUGCUGUGUGAAGGAGCUAGUGUUCAUGCCAUUCAGAGAUCCUAUGCUGACCCAAGGUCAUUCCAAGAAUCUAUCGGUCAGAUUCGCUCUUAGAAACUGCAUGUUCAUGCCUGGAUAAUAGCCUCGAAUGCAUAAUGUGGAGAUGGUGGACCUGCAUAAUAUGAAAACCUUUACCGAAGUAAGCUUGAGAUGGAUGGUAACACAUGACAAAAGACAAGAGAAGGGUAGAGAUAGGGUGGUAAACCUAGACUCUAAACCCAUAAACCCUGAUUCUAAACCCAUAAACCCGGACUCUAAACCCAUAAACCCUGACUCUAAACCCAUAAACCGGACUCUAAACCCAUAAACCCUGACUUUAAACCCAUAAAACCUGACCAGGCUGACCCUAAGCCCAUAAAACUGAUUCUAUUCGUGUUUCAGUGUUUAAGUGUAAACCUAGACUCUAAACCUA